Colletotrichum chrysophilum is the source of this 1239-nucleotide messenger RNA. RefSeq lists its product as uncharacterized. The coding region runs from base 1 to 1239 and encodes 412 amino acids. NCBI's taxonomy places the organism in Eukaryota, Fungi, Ascomycota, Sordariomycetes, Glomerellales, Glomerellaceae. Gene Ontology annotation, molecular function: protein binding. The transcript is spliced from 3 exons. The record is from RefSeq and is a predicted model, not a curated record.
AUGGCUCGCGAACUCAGAAAGCACCAUGAUCUACUUGAGAGCCUUUACAUCAAGCAGGAUAUGAAAAUUCAGCAGGUUAUUGCGUACAUGAAGAGCGAGCAUUCCAUCACCGCCGGAAAUUCAACCUACGAACGUCUCUUCAGAGAGUGGGGCUUGAGCAAGAACAAAAAAGGCGAGAACUGGGCCUGGGUCGACCACAGGAUGCGCAAACGGCAUGGCGACGGCCGAAAAAGCGCUCUCUAUAUCCAGGACAGGCGGAUUCCGAUGAAUGAAAUCCAGAAGGAGAUAUCUCGUCACGUUACGACUUUGCAGCAGGCAUAUCUUUCGGCGAGGGCAGGUGCGUACACAUCGAUCGAGGCAAGACAUCCCCCUAACCCUCCGACACCAGUCGCCGACCAAUGGGAACCCGACGACACUAGUAGCCCCGUCGGUUUUGACGCCAUCGACAUAGUCGAAAGCCCCGAGGCGGCGACUGGCAGUACCCCCGAGAUCGACCUCCAAGACAAGACAAUGAUUGUGGAAACUCUGCAGUCCUGUGGUGCUUUCAUCAGGAUCUGGGGCUCAAGUGGCCGCAGUAUGUCUCAUCAGAAGAUUCAUGAGCUCUACGAGGCCAUCGCUCAUGGCCUCCUGAUUGCUGCCCAGACGUCCAAAGAAUACGCCAUUCCAAUUGAGAUGACCACUUUCACGACGGGAUUUAAUAUUCUUCUCGGCACAUACCGCAUCGAUUGCGAUUCUGUCCGAGGUGAUGUCGCCCAUGUUGACAAGAGCGAAUACGAGGAUGUGUUCCGUGCGGCACUGUUCCUAGCGGUUCGGAAGGGCGUCUUAGACUUGGUCGAGAUUCUCUGGGGUGUGUUCGGCUCAAAGAACCCGAAGAACAACGAUGGAGAGACGUGUCUGCAUAUUUCUAGCAUCCACAACCAGCCGCGAGUAGUCGAGUUUCUACUUAGCCGGAAUGUAGACGUCAAUGUAAGAUCCCGAAAUGGCCGGACACCAUGGACCGCUAUUGGAGGCUCGGCCAGCCACGAGGACGUGUCCAAACUUCUCAUUCAGGCUGGGGCGUGUAUAAACGACACGAGACCGGAAUUGAUGAACAGUCUAUAUGAAUGUGCCGCAGGCGGACAUACAGAAGCAGUCAGGACCUUGCUCCGCAGAGGAGCUGAUCCAUCCUUCCAGACGCCUUACCGCUGGGCUCCUCUGGUAAUUCACCUCUUCAAUUUCCGCGGUUCCCUGAAGACCUAA